This is a messenger RNA of Mugil cephalus (flathead mullet), 4733 nucleotides long. It is a transcript of the gene fbxo46, whose product is annotated as F-box protein 46. The record is from RefSeq and is a predicted model, not a curated record. Lineage: Eukaryota; Metazoa; Chordata; Actinopteri; Mugiliformes; Mugilidae. The transcript is spliced from 3 exons. The coding region runs from base 561 to 2864 and encodes 767 amino acids. Gene Ontology annotation, molecular function: protein binding. Gene Ontology annotation, biological process: intracellular signal transduction.
CUGCUUGUCAACAAGAUGGCCUUCCUCCUCCUGCCGUUUUGACACUGAUUAUUUUGGUAUCCCCGAGAACAUACCGUAAAAGCCCGUGCCACUUCUAAACAGAUAGCGAGAGAGCGACUGCUGAGAGUCCUGACAAGGCGCACAGUGAGACAGACUGUGUCCAGGGAACUGACAGGCACAUAAAGCCUUGGCAGCAGCAGCCACAACCAGACCAGGUUGAGGAUAGAAAGUAGCUGCUGGCUAAUGUCGACGCUAGCCAGCGACUGAGCUAGCUGAGCUACGUGGACACGGAUAGUUAACUCGUGUCACCUGCAUUUAACCCGACAGACUGGUUUGAUUAGGGCGAAAUACAAGGCGAAAACACUCGUUAUCGACAGUCAGCUGGUCCCGAGGGCCGUAUCUGGAAAUUAACUCCGCUGAGGUUUAUGCCCAAUUUUGCUGGUGAGCUUGGUCAUAGUGCCCACCAGGUUGGCACCAGGAUAGAGGUCUAACAAUGAGGAGAGCUCUUGGUGUCUGCUGGCCAGUAUAGAUGCCGAUAUGCCACGGUGGUCCGCAUCCUGAUGGACCGAGAUACCUUCUCCCACAUCCGGCUGUGGUGCCCACGCCCUUUUGGCACCUACUCCCAGAACAAAGCUAGGAGCCCAGGCUCAGGGGGCAGCGGUGGAGGCGGCGGCGGGGCAGGGUCCCCCUCCCUCUGCAAGGCCGAGCCCACUCCAAAUGCCAGAAGGACGGCAGAUGGAAGUGAAGAUGUAGGGAUGAUCGUGGGGGUGCAGGAAGAGAACGGAGAAGAGGAGGAUGUGGGCUCGGAGAACACUCCACCCGAACCUGAGCUCGAGUCCAGCUCCCAAACACAGAGCCAGACCCCUCAGCCCCCCACGGUCCCUCCUUCACCACCGUCUUCUGGGUCCCAGAUGGAAGAUGGCCGCGUGCUGUUAGACACCUGGUAUGUUAUUAAGCCAGGCAACACCAAGGAGAAGAUAGCCUUCUUUGUCGCACACCAGUUCAGCGGAGCGGGCCAGCCCAGACCUAGCGCCAUGAAGGUUAAAGGUAACUGGGCUACUGACUGCAGUAAAGCCAAAAGACGAAGACGAUGCUCAUCCUAUGAACCUCCAACACGCUCCCAAACCUCAGAAUCACAACACAGCCAUGACCCCUCCCUCGCACCUCCGAGCCCCAACGAGUCGCAUCACGGGGUUAAUGAAACCGACCUGCUCUCUGUGGCAGAGAUGGUUGCGUUGGUUGAGCAGAGGACGGCCAUGGCCCUUCAGGGGAUUGUGACUGUUCAUGGCAACCAAAACCAACCUCCCAAUACCACUCACAGUCAGGGCCUGAGCCCCCACCAGCACACUCUACUCCGGGGCACAGUGUCAGACCCCUCCUCUAUGGUGUUCGUGUCGGACAGUUCGGAUGGCCAGCCCUCUAAAGAGGCCAGGGAGUCCACAUCAUCUCUCAUCCAAACAGACCAGGAGCUCGAGGAGCAGCAGGAGUCGCUGAGGGUAGCCCAAGCCAUCGCACACUUUGAGUCUCAGAACCUGGAGAACCGGCUCCAUCUGGGCCCCGGGUCCGGACUAGACUCUUCUAGUCGAGACAGAGAAAGGGAGCGCAGGAGAGGGGGCGAGUCCGGCACUGUAACACCACCUCCACCCCCCAGCCACAGUCACGGUGAGGUCAGGAUAGCUUUCAGAGUGUCAAAUCUUGACCCGCGCUCUCAGUUGGAGCCAGCUGGUCGGUCCCGUUGUAUGUUUAUGAGCUGUGGUGGUGGGAGCAAUCAGGCAGCAGCCAGGGCCAAAGAGAAAAUCACAUGUGACCUCUACCAGCUAGUCAGUCCCUCAUCAAGAGAUCCCAGUAGUCUGCUGCUCGCUGCCACAACUGCUGCUCCCAAAACAGAUGGAGACCCUCAUCACCCGGACAGGUCGACCUGCGGCAGCCCGGACACAACCCAGGAGCUCUCCUCUGGGGAGAAGAAAGCUGUGGGUGUGGGAAGGGAGCGAGUGACGGGGUUCCACGUGGAGGUGGUGGUGACAGGUGCCGUAGACCAAUGUGUGUUUUAUGGCAAGGACAGUACGGAGAAUGUGCAAGAGGAGACGGUGUGUUUUGCCAUGCCUAGCGGGGGAGGGGGCGGCGGGGGCGUAGGAAGCUCCGCCGACACGUCAUCGGAUGACCCUCCACCUGGACAACUCUUUUUCCUCCAGCCGCCUCGGGGCCCGGAGGAGGAUGUAAAAGGAACCGGCGCUGGCAGCGGGUCAGGAAUUUGCUCUUUGGACUGUGCCAACAACAACAGUCCUGGGACGGGAGUGGCAGUGGGCUCAGGGGAGCGGGCAACUCGACCAGACUCUCCCAGCGUCGCGGACGACUGUUCGGACCCCUCACUGUGCCGCCUCUACCGCCACGUGUCCCACGACUUCCUGGAGAUCCGCUUUCAGAUCCAGCGGCUCCUCGAACCGCGACAGUACAUGCUACUGCUCCCCGACCACAUAAUGGUCAACAUUUUCAGCUAUCUGCCAACGCGCUCCUUGGCAGCCCUCAAGUGCACCUGCCACUACUUUAAGGUGUUGAUCGAGACAUACGGGGUGCGGGCGGUGGAUUCGCGCUGGAACCAAGACCCUCUGUACAGGGACGACCCCUGCAAGCAGUGUAAGCGACAGUACGAGCGCGGGGACGUUUCUUUGUGCCGUUGGCACCCCAAACCUUACCACCACGACCUGCCUUACGGACGUUCCUACUGGAUGUGCUGCCGGCGUACAGAUAAGGACACGCCGGGCUGCCGCGUCGGGCUCCACGACAACAACUGGGUCCAGCAGCCAGCCGACGGCUCUACGCCCAUUCGCACCAAGAGGGAGGACAGGAGGGAGGAGGCCAGGUAGAGAGGAAAAGGGUACACCUCAAACACACCAACUCUCAUCUCAUUCUGUGUACCUCCUCCUUCCUCACACCUCUGGUCAGAUGAACACGUGAACAGAGAGGGAGUACGAGGAGGAAGGAGCACUCCAGUACUAUUUUGUUUUUCUUCGCUCCAGCUCUCCUCUCUCACGCUUCCUCUCAGCAAAGGGAGAUUGAGAGGUUAAGUAGGAAGAGGGGUGCGUCACUCUCCUUGCCUUUUUUUUUUUUUUUUUUUUCAAGCGCUCCAGAGUCUCCCCCCCCCCCACUGUGCUCCAGAGUGGCUACUUUUUAAAAGUUUGCAUACCAGGGUUGGGGUCCCCUCCUGCUGCUGUCGUUCAGCCCGUUUUCUGUCUCGUAAUCAUUCGAGUCCCCGUCUAACUCUGCACACGGUCGUUAGGUAAUUCAUGUGAAAACUUUGCAGUGUAUUUGAUUGAGAUUAGCAUUCAUAAAGUGACGCAUAGAAAUGUAAUGCCCUAGAGCCUGCUUACUAUUCCCAGUAUUUGUUCUAUGUUCUGUGUCGUAUCACAAACUUCCACGUUCGCUGUACAAUGGUGCUUCAAGGAAUGAGCUGUGCUGAGUCCGACACAUGUAAAACUUUUCAGUGGGGGAAUGUCCAGCGUUACUAUAGAAAUGUGAUUGUAAAAAGCAAACUUGACUUUCCGUUGUACAAGAUUGCCAUUUGUACCUGUCCCACACCAUGCUUUUUCCUUUCUGAAUGUGCUGUAAUGUUGUACUACGUUGACCAGUCCCCUGAUGAUGCUGCUGAAAUCAUUGCCUGUGUCACUGAUGUUAAUUCUGAAAUAGCCAUACCAUUGGUUAAACGACAGGCACGAUCUCUACAUACUAGCCAGUCUCACUGAGGCCUGUUGAGAUCCAACACCCCUGUCAUUGUUUCAGAGUGGACCCUAACCUUGCUGACCAGCCAUAAAGAGGAGCCACUGACUACUUUCUGGUUUACAGAUUAUUAUGGGAGAUGGACUUGUUGAAGACCAGGGGGAUAGAGUGGGAUUUAAAAGAGAAACUUGAUGUCACUUUGGAAAGGCCUGAUGUCACUUUGUAUGGUUUGAUUGACUUGCUUGUUUGCCAUUUUGUUUUGUUUUUUUGUUUUUUUGUUUUUGUUUGGCUGUUUUAUUGGGGUGUGUGUCUGAGAAUGUUUGCUGUUGUAUUUGCUUUUAUUCUUGAGGACCGUGUUCUCCCUGUAUCAGUCUGUCGCCCUACUCAUCUUGCAAAGAUGCAUUUUUUUUUUUUUAAAAGCUCCAUCUUUGUUUUAAGCCCCGGCUCUCUUCCUUUUUCCUCCACCCCUCCGUCCUCCGAUUCGGCAGAGGGCAGCGUUCGCCAAAGCCGUCAUUCAUGCUUCGAAGCGGGUGAAACCAACUACCACAGAGACUCUCUACACCAGCUUCCAGCCUUAAAAGCCCCUACCUCUUUCCCACCCUGCAGGAGACUGAGGCGUCAGAUACCUCACAGAUGAUCAAGAGUAUUGGGAGUUGCACAGGACCCUGUAAGUGGCUAGAUUUCAGAUGCUUGACAGACUCCAUCCAGCUCUUCUGGAUCCACCCAAAACUCUUAGCGUGAGAGUGUAAGAUGAACAGUGCCUGGUGGUGGCUCUGACUCUUCAUUCAUGGAAAAAAAAAAAAAAAAACUCCCCCCCACCGUUCCCUUCUUGCUUUUACCCUCCAAGAACCUUGCGAGCUGACAGACUGGACAGAUGUGAUGAAUGAUGCUGAAACUCUGCAUGGAGAUGGGAAGAUGGUUGGGUAGUCAUGGGACUCCAGACAUGUACAAUGCUAAUGGGAAAUAUCUGCUUAAAUAAAAACAGAAGUGAUGAUUAAAACUGGAAAUCUGAAUCACUA